AUGUCAUUCCUGCACAUGUGCUGCAAACUGAUUAUUCUUGCCCUCCUCUUCGUCAGCGUCGCCAUUGCGUGUGUGUCCAGAGAGGAAGAUGUUGGCAUUGAGCUGUCUCCAGACAGUGGCCUAAUAGACAAUUGCCCUGAAGUGGUCGAUGUGGACAAAGAAAUGCCGCGAAUCGUGAGCCAUCUGGUGAGAAAGGCGCUCACAAGCGUCGUCUUCACUCUCAAUCGCAUGGGACGGAAGGCACGAGGAGAUUGUAGCAAGGCAUCCUUUCAAUCUCUGUGCAGAGCCUCAAAGACCUUCCCCAACAAAUAUGAGUGUACUGUCGUGGUGCGUCAUUUGAAAUUCGACUGUGCCAGUCACACAGGCCCUCUGUCCGCAGUGGAGGCAAAGCUGGUGAACGACCACUUCAUAAAUCAAGUGGUCAUGAACAUUGUGGUGGCGGAGGAAGAGGAGAUAAUUCGUGUCACUGACGUAAUGUCGUUUGAGGCGGAUGUGAGCGGAAUGAGGGGCAUUCCCGGACUCCGUGAGAGCGCUCUUCAAAGAGCAAUGCUUGCUGGCCUCAAAGUGGCCACUGGAAGCGUGUCGUGCAGGUUAUCGUGA
Hydatigera taeniaeformis is the source of this 600-nucleotide messenger RNA. Lineage: Eukaryota; Metazoa; Platyhelminthes; Cestoda; Cyclophyllidea; Taeniidae. The record is from the annotation of a GenBank genome assembly.